Molecule: messenger RNA, 5738 nt
Organism: Halichondria panicea
Lineage: Eukaryota; Metazoa; Porifera; Demospongiae; Suberitida; Halichondriidae
Exons: 3
Coding region: 1807-4947 (1046 amino acids)
Biological process (GO): DNA integration
Molecular function (GO): nucleic acid binding
Source: RefSeq, a predicted model, not a curated record
UACCAACGCUUUGUAAGAAGAGUCAGCGAAAGAGUUAACAAGUCACAAUCAAAGGCACAUAAUGCUUUCACUACCAUCGCUUACGCCAUUCCCAACCUUGACUCAAAACCACAUGUAGAGGCUUUAUUUAAAGUUUUAUGUGGUGACGAACCACUCUCAUCAGCUGUACAAAUCUUGGACGAGUCAGCACUGUUGAAAGACUACAGCUUGGAACAUAAGCCAAGCGAUUGGAGGGCAAGCAAAAACUGGUGCAACUGGUGGAUGAGACCAAACCACUUGAGAAUGCUCUCUCCAUGUUACUGCCUGAUGGAUCCUGAAACUUUCAGGGAGUUACCUAGCUCAACAAACGCGGUAGAAUUACACAAUCGAUUUGGCAAACCUACUCACCCACUUCCUUUAAAAGGAGCUAUGAUGGCCACGUAUAGGGAGGAUAUGGCAAAAGGUAUAGAGAUUAUGGCAAAGAGAAAAGGUCUCUCUACAUCCUUUGACAGCCCUUCAGAAAGUGCACGUUCCAAGAGGACAGACCAGCAAAACCGAGCUCGUCAAAAGAGACUGCACACAGAUAAUGAUGACCCAGAAGGUCCUCCCGACACAAAACGUGCAUUCAAUUCAGGUGAUCAUACACCAACAGGUCACAAGAAAACAAGACACAGUUUUAAGUUAGCAGACAGCAGCAAUAGGAGAAAUCAGAUAAAAUUCUGAUCUCGGAUAGUCCUCCAACACCCACCGAGUAUUGGAUUUCAGUUCUGAAACUUACGAACAAUGAUAGGUCGAUGUAGUAGUAUUGGUUAUUGUAUUUAUAGCUUACAAUAUAGUGAUGUAAUGGCUUAUGUUGAGUUAUGUAAUAACAUGUGUUCUGGACUAAAAGUGAUUGAUUAUAUCUUAUGAAUCUUAUGAGACCUAGUGAUUCUAGAGCAUAUUACAUGGUGGCAGCGGUGGGAUCCGAACCCACGCCAUCGAAAUGACUGGUGAUUAUAUCUUAUGAAUCUUAUGAGACCUAGUGAUUCUAGAGCAUAUUACAUGGUGGAAGCGGUGGUUAGUACUCUUCUUUAGACACUACAAAGAGUUUUGUGAAAAAUCAGAGAGUAACUAGAACCAAGAACGAUGGCUACAGCAACGUAUCAAGUCACACCUCCGGAACCAUUUAACUUUGGUACUCCAAACGAAUGGACAAAAUGGAUUAGGCGAUUUGAACGCUUUAGAAGUGCAUCAGGACUGGAAGCGCAACCAGAAAAAGCACAGGUCAACACAUCAUAUAUACGAUGGGAACACAGGCAGAUGACAUCUUCCACUCGUUUGAUUUGACUGAAGACCAAAAAAAGGAAUACGAAACAGUCAAAGGCAAGUUCGAUGGACACUUUGUUAAAAGGACCAAUGUCAUUUACGAGAGGGCCAUGUUUAACAGACGAAGACAGGAAGAAGGAGAAACUGUCAAUGCUUUCAUAACAGCUCUCCACACACAAGCAGAGAAGUGUGCAUAUGGAGUACUGAAAGAAGAGAUGAUUAGGGACAGAAUAGUAGUCGGCAUUCGAGAUGCGACUUUGUCACUAAAACUUCAGCUAGACUCAGCACUUACCUUGGAGAAAGCAGUCACACAAGCCAGAGAGGCAGAAACUGUUAAAAUGCAACAACCAUUAAUCCGCCAAGGAAAAGAAAAAGAACCAGAUACCAGAGAAGUGAAUGCCUUUCGAAAAGGAUUUAAAGGAAAAGGACAAGGAAGACAACCUUUCGAGAACAGAAAACGAUUUAACGAUAAAACUGUUAACGACAAAAUAAGUUGUGUCCGCUGUGGAAAAACACCGGGACAUGAAAAGCAACAUUGCCCAGCUAAAGAGGCUACAUGCCACGUGUGGAAAACGAGGACAUUACAAGUCUCAGUGCAAAACUAAACACAUCCGAGAAAUACACAAAAGCGAGGAGUUUUUUCUGGGAGCUGUGCAAUCAAAAGAAAAUAAACAAUGGAAAAUCACUCUAGACUUCAAUGGACAGCCCACCGAAUUUCAGAUCGAUACAGGGGCAGAGGUCAACCUAAUAUCAGAACGAGAGUACAAGAAAGCUGGUGCCCCACCACUGUCGCCAGUACAUCAGACAUUCAGAGGUCCAAACAAGUAUGUGAUUCCUGUCAUGGGACAAUUCAUGGGAAAAAUUAAACGGAAUGACAGGGAGAUAGAGCAAGAGAUCUAUGUCGUGAAGAAUCUCCACAAAUCCCUACUGGGACAGCCAGCGAUAGAAGCUCUAGGACUGAUCAAAAUGAUCGACCAAGUCAAAGCAGCAAAGCUAAACCCAACAAAACAGUUUCCAGAACUCUUCACAGGUCUGGGGAAACUAAGAGCAGAAUACGAUAUCAAGCUCCAACCCGAACACACACCAUAUGCCAUUACGAUACCAAGACGAGUUCCAGUUCCGCUACGGAAGAAAGUGAAACAAGAGUUGGAUCGAAUGGAGACACAGGGAGUGAUAAGCAAGAUCACACAGCCCACUGAAUGGUGUGCAGGCAUGGUGGUAGCCCCAAAACUGAAUGGAAAUGUGCGUAUUUGUGUCGAUCUAACACGCCUAAACAACAGUGUACGCAGAGAGAGACAUCCAUUACCUUCAGUGGACCAAGUCCUAGCGCAAUUGGCAGGAGCAAAGAUAUUCUCCAAGUUGGAUGCCAAUUCAGGGUUCUGGCAAAUUCCCCUUGCCGAAGAAUCUAUCCCCCUCACCACAUUCAUGACCCCUUUUGGAAGGUAUUGCUUCCACAGAUUGCCUUUCGGCAUCACAUCAGCUCCAGAGCAUUUUCAAAGGCGAAUGUCAGAGAUGGUUGGAGAUAUGGAGGGAGUAGUAUGUCUGAUCGAUGAUUUCCUCAUCUAUGGAUCAAACCAACAAGAACAUGAUGAGAGACUGACGAAGGUGCUCACCAAGCUUGGAAAAGAAGGUCUUACACUCAACAAAGAGAAAUGCAAGUUUUCUCAGAACCAAGUAAGAUUCCUGGGCCAUAUUAUCGACGAAAGUGGCAUAAGAGGAGACCCAGAGAAAGUGGCUGCGAUCCAGAAGAUUCCAACCCCAACGAACGUCCGAGAAGUUCGCAGAUUCCUGGGAACAGUAAACCAGAUGAGCAAAUUUGCACCGAAUUUAGCAGAGAUCAACAAACCGAUACGAGAUUUAUUGGUCAAAGACAACCAGUGGACAUGGGGAGAACCACAGCAAAGUGCAUUCGAUCAGAUCAAAGAGAUGCUAACAACAAGCCCUGUCUUAGCUCUUUUCGACCCAAUGUUGGACACAACAGUCUCAGCAGAUGCAUCCUCCUAUGGCCUUGGAGCCACACUCCUACAGAAACAAGCAGAUGGGAAUCUCAAACCGAUUGGAUACAUCUCAAGAUCGAUGACUCCUACUGAGCAGCGAUAUGCACAGAUAGAAAAGGAGGCAUUGGCACUUACAUGGGCGAGUGAAAGGUAUUCGGAGUAUCUCAUUGGCAUGGACUUUCACAUCCAGACUGACCACAAGCCACUAGUCCCCCUGUUCAGUGUUAAGCCAUUGGACAAAUUACCCCUCAGAGUGCAAAGAUUCCGACUUCGAAUGAUGCGAUUUUGCUACACUAUUUCUCAUGUUCCUGGAAAGGAUCUAAUAGUAGCAGACAUGUUGUCGAGAGCACCAGUCGGUAAUCCAAUGCAAGACAAUCACGACCUAGAGGCAGAGGGAAACGUGUAUAUAGAGAUGGUUUUGAAACAUCUUCCGGCGUCAGAUAAACUCCUAGAAGAAAUUAAAGAGAAACAGAACCAAGAUGAAACAUGUCAACAACUCAAAAAGUAUUGCCUGCAAGGAUGGCCAGAUAAACACCAACUUACAGGAUCCCUCAAGCAAUGUUACCAAGUUGCUGCAGAAUUGUCAGUACAAAACGGCAUUCUGAUGAGAGGAAACAGGAUCUUAAUACCAGCUGAAAUGCGACUACAGAUGUUAGAUAAGCUACAUCAAGGUCACCAGGGAAUAGAGAAGUGCAGACAACGAGCACGUGUGUCAGUUUGGUGGCCAGGCUUGUCUAAACAAAUGGAAGAGCUCGUAAGAAGCUGUCCAGAAUGUUGUAAACUACAAAAGCAGAGAGCAGAACCGCUAGUUGCCUCAGAAUUUCCGGAUCUACCAUUUCAAAAAGUAGGCACUGACCUAUUCGAAUGGAAGAAAGAAAACUAUUUGAUGAUUGUCAAUUAUUACUCGAGAUACAUGGAAAUUGCAAGACUCAAACAGACAACCACAGAGGAAGUAAUGCGACACACGAAAAGCAUUUUUGCAAGACAUGGAAUACCCGAAACGGUAGUGUCAGACAAUGGACCCCAGUACAGCUCAGGACUCUACCGAGAGUUUGCUAACAACUUUGGAUUUCAUCACGUUACGUCAAGUCCGUACCACCCUCAAAGUAACGGAGAGGCAGAAAGAGCUAUAGGAACGCUAAAGAAUCUACUCAAGAAAGAGAAGGAUCCAUACUUAGCAUUAUUGGUUUAUCGAACCACACCACUCAAAAAUGGGUAUAGUCCAGCGGAGCUCUUGAUGAAUCGAAAACUCAGAACAACAGUUCCGAUAACGAGAGAAAUGAGGAAACCGAUGGUCCCAAAUGUGGAGUCUCUGGAACACAAAGAAGAGACACAGAGAGCAAAACAGAAGCACACAUUCGAUCAACACUACGGAGUUAGAGAGUUAUCUCAAUUGAUACCAGGAAAUACGGUUUGGCUACCUGAUCGAGAAGAGGAAGCUAUAGUAGACGAAGAAGUAGCUCCAAGAUCCUACACAGUACUCACUCCAGGUGGAACCUAUAGGAGAAACAGAAGGAAUCUAGUUGAGAUAAAUCUGCAAAGAGAAACAUCUGAGAAUCAGACAGAAUCCGACAGUCAAGUUCAAACUCAAACGGACACACAGACUCCUCGGAGAAGUGGCAGACAAACACGUCCUGUUACUCGAUACGAACCAACAUGGAAAUAAUCCUAGGUGAACAGUGAACUAAGAAAGGGAGAUGUAGUAGUAUUGGUUAUUGUAUUUAUAGCUUACAAUAUAGUGAUGUAAUGGCUUAUGUUGAGUUAUGUAAUAACAUGUGUUCUGGACUAAAAGUGAUUGAUUAUAUCUUAUGAAUCUUAUGAGACCUAGUGAUUCUAGAGCAUAUUACAGUCGAUACUACUGAAAGGAGGCUUACUCACUGACAAGCACAUGGAUGCUUGUCUAAACACCCUAUCAAAGCAAUUCCCUGGUAUUCCAGAUCCUCAGACAGCUCUCCUUGCCCAACUUCCAGGAUCUCUUAAAGCCGCCCAACAAAAAUCUAUGUUUUUUCACAAUUUUUCUGGUCAUUGGACACUGUCAAGUCUUAGCAGUGGCAUCGUCUUCCUCUUCGAUUCCCUUCUGCCAAAGGAGCUCGACCUGAAGUUAAAAGAGCAGAUGCUGUCGCUCUAUGGAAAAUGCCUGGUACAAAGACCAUAUGUACAGCGCCAAAAGGGCAGCAAGGACUGUGGGUGCUUUGCAAUCGCCUUUUGUGUGUCAUUGUUAUACGGGGAAGAUCCUUCGAGUUUGCUGUUUAACCAGAAGGAGAUGCGAGGACACAUAUUCAGCUGCUUGACACAGGAAAGCUUUCUACCUUUCCCUGCAUGUGCCCUGACAAAGAAAGCAAGACGUCCUCUUGAACUAUGCCUUGAUUAGUUUUUGACAUUGAUAGUUUAAUAAGUUAAAUUGUCCCUUCUUCACCAUACAAAUUUGAAGCAUAAUUAAUGAUUGUUGUUAGUGCA